Messenger RNA from Dictyostelium purpureum, 4785 nucleotides. RefSeq lists its product as uncharacterized. The coding region runs from base 1 to 4785 and encodes 1594 amino acids. The transcript has 3 exons. The record is from RefSeq and is a predicted model, not a curated record. Lineage: Eukaryota; Evosea; Eumycetozoa; Dictyosteliales; Dictyosteliaceae.
AUGAUCAUUAAAAUAUCAACUUUAAUAAUAAUAAUUUUACUUUUUAAUAAUUGUAUUUUUACAAACCAACAGGAUAUUUUUUUAAAAAAUUAUAAAAAUAGUUAUAAAAGUAAUAAUGAUAAUAAUAAUAGCUCAAAUAUAUACGUUAGUAAAAAUGGCAAUGAUGGUAAUAAUGGAACAAUAGAGUUUCCUUAUUAUAGCAUUUGUAAAGUACUAUUUGCAAUCAAUGGAACUUUAAACUACGAUCAAAUAAAUGUAUACAUAGGCAGCGGCGAAUAUGAUUGUAGUAAUUGUAGUAAUUUUAUUUUAAAAGAUCAUCAAAAUAUAGUUUUUUCAGAUUAUAAUAAUAAUUUAGAUGAUUAUUGUUUAAAAAACAAUAUAUUUAAUAAUUUUAACAAUAAACCAAUAAAAAAUAAUAUAAACAAUAUAAAUAUAAUAAAUUUUAAUCUUGCUUUAGAAAAUUCAACAUUAAUAAUAAAUAAUAUAAACUUCAUAUAUAACACAUCGACGACUGUAUCAAAUUUAAUAGUUUUACAAUUCAAUAGUUUUUUAUAUUUUAAUAAUUCAUUACUUAAUAUUAAUAAUAUAUAUAAUAGUAAUAAUAUAUAUUCACAGACAAUUAUAUUAGAAAAUUCAGUACUGGAGUUUAGUUCAUCUAGUGUAAAUAAUAUUCAACUUGAAAUAAUAGAAUCAACAUUUUUAGUAGAAAAUUGUAAUAUAUCUUCAAUUAAUAUAAUGCCAUCUAGAGGCAUGGAGUUAGGUUUUUUAAAUUCAAAAUUUUAUCAAUUAUUUAUUUUACCAACCAAUAACGAUAUAAAUUAUAGUAACAACAAAAUUAAUAUAAAUGAUUGCAUAGUUAAUUUCCUUAUCAGUAUAAAUAAUAAUACAAUUAAUGAUAAUAAAAACUACAUAUUCCCACUAAUAACCGAGAAUAGUUAUAUAAAAAUAAAUAAAUCUAAAAUACUUUCAACAUAUGAUCAAAUUUCCAAUUCAUUAGUAGAGGCUAGAGAUGGUGCAACGGUAGAGAUAAUAAAUACCUUAAUCAAAGGAUGGAGUUUUAUGGGGCCAGUUAUAACUUUAAGAAAUAGCAGCGCGUAUUUAGAAAUGGUUAUCUCUUAUAUGGAGGGUAUAACAUUUUUAGACUGUCAUGGUAGUUUGAUGUAUCUUGACAAUAUUUAUUUCAAUAGUGGUGUCAUGAGCCUUUUUACUUUGCGCGGUGGUGUAUCAAAUGUAACCCUGUCCUCUUCAUCACUCACAUAUUAUUAUUCUGGUUUGCCUUUGGUUAUAGAAACCGAAAACAACUAUUUAAAUCUCAGCCAAGUUGUUUUUCAAAAUGUUGAGGGUAUGUAUAUCCCAAAGAUGAAUAUUACAGGUUAUGCUUUGUUUGUGUAUGCAUCGAGAGCAAUUAGAGAAUACCUAUUCAAAUUUAAAGAGGGUUCUACCUUUUAUUGCAAUGGUUGUUUAUUUUCUGUGGAUCAAACAGAAUCGACUCUAAUGAUUAUGGAUCAGUCAAAUAUAACGUUAUAUGAUUGUGAUAUCCGUACUACACCCAAAGCGAUAGUGGCCAAAAAUUCAAAUAUUACCAUCAUAGCUCUAUAUCUCGAAAAUGUUUAUACUCCCUUUCCAACGAUUCAAUUGGAAAAUUCAAACUUAAUUUUUAUAGAUUCAAAUGCCACCGGUAUAUUUUUAAAAGAAUCAGAGUUUAUACAUGCAAUAUCGUCAACGGUCUACAUUGAAAACUUUCAAACGCUAAACUUUAAUUUAGAAGAAACUUUUAUUUCUUUGAAUAAUAGUGUGGCCUCUGUCAAGGGUAUAAAUAUCGAAUUUCUCCGUUCUCAAAACGGUGUUUUCACAUUAAUGGAUGGUUCUUCUCUAUUUUUAGAGGAUAGCAAUUUUGAAAAUAUAUUAGCAACUACUAUCUUUUCCGCUGUCAAUGGCUCCACCAUAACUUUAUCAAAUAAUAUAGUAACAGGAACGUCUUAUAAUGUUUUUUUCAAACUGAAUGGUUCUGUGGCAUCUAUGGAAGGAACUAGUUUUUCAGCUAAUAAAGGAUCCCUAUUAUUAGCAUACAGUUCAAGUUUUAUUACUCUUUCAAAAUUUAAUUUCAAAUCAGAUAACUAUCCUAUGGUUUUUCAACUAGAUUCAUUUAUUUCAGUCUUUUCAUCAACAUUGGUAUUAAGUGAUUUUUCAUUUAACCAAAUUUCAUUCAGUGGCAUUUACUUUUUCAAAAUUUCAAAUGAUUCGGUGGCAAUAUUAAAUAAUGUAGAGUUUAUAGAUAAUAGUAACAUACCAAAUAUUUUAUAUAGUGAAAAUAGAUCAAAAGUUUCAAUUUCUAAUUCAAAGUUUGUAUCAAAUUCAAUUUUUAAUAAUAAUUUGUUUUCAAUUCAAGGUCAUUGUCAAGUUGAUCUCAAUCAAGUUUUUUUCUAUAAUAAUACUGUCAAUUUUGAUAGUUUUUUAAUUAAUUUAAUUGAGUCCACUUUAAAAAUGAAUUCAAGCGAAAUUUCGAAAACAACAUCAAAACAAAGCUCAAUAGGUUCAACUGGUUCGUUAUUAGAGAUUCAAAAUUCAAUUUUUAAUGAGAAUUUUGUAGUUUUCAAUGGUGGGGUUAUGAAUUUAGAUCAUUUGACCAACAUAGUGAAACUGGAAAAUAAUGUGUUCAUCAAAAAUAAAUGUUUAGGUUCUGGUGGUGUAUUUUAUACAAAUGGUUUCAAAUAUAGUAUAGAUAAGAAUGACAGUAAUAUAUUUUUAAACAAUUCUUCAAUCUAUGGUAAUAUUAUUGCAUCAGAACCAAGUUUUCUUAAAGUUUCAGAACCAAUAGUUAAAUUAAUCUAUAUUGCUUUGUUAGAUAGAUAUUCACAAUUAGUUUCAAUUCAGAUCUAUCCAACUACCGUUUCUAUUCAAAAAACAAUUGGUAAUGAUACUUUUGAUCCAAUCAAAUUUACAGUUCUAAUUAGAGGCGGGCAAUCAUCAUUUGAUACAAGUAUUUUCCACAUACCAGUAAAUACCAAUCUAUCAAGUCAAGUAUAUUCAUUAAAUAUUUCCAUCCCAGAUUUAAAGUUAGAAUAUUAUAACCCAAACUAUACAUCAGGUAUUCCAUGCAAUUUUUUCCAAUAUUAUUCAAAUGAUGUUUGCAACUAUUGCGAUUUCAACAAGAUUUAUGACUAUACCAAAGAGGAAUGUGUAGACUGUCCAAAUAAUAUGCAUUGUUUAGGAAGUGAAAUAGGUGCCAAUUUUGGUUUCCAUGUCUUUAAUUUAAACUCGAUUGAAACAUUUAUAUUUACAGAGCCAUGUCCAUUAGGGUUAUGUUUAGAAGGUUCGGAGGAAAGCAUAAAUAGAUGUCCAACCUCCCAAUACGAUCCAGAUAGUCCAUAUUGCUCGAAAUGCACCAACGAUCCAAGUAUAGGUCCAUCCAUCUCAAAGAAUGCUCUAAACUGCUGUCAAAAUGUUCAACCAUUACUUUUAUUUGGAUACAUAGCCUUUAUUUUGAUUCUCACUUUUAUAAUCUCGUUAUAUAAAUCAAAUGUAAAUACAAAAUUAACAGGUGUUGUGAUAAUGCUACUUCAGUACAACUCAAUUAUAUUCUAUUCAUAUCCAGGCCUUUAUAUUUUACCACUUUUCAGGAUAUCUAUGGAUUUUAUAUUCAAUUAUUGCACAGUACGAAUCAACACUGUCUACAAACUAUUGGUAUCCAUCAUCUCAUUGGUUUUUAUAACCGUUUUUGGUCUUAGUGAUAUAGCAUACGUUAUAUUAAACUCUUUAAGAAAAAACCUUUUCUUUAGUGGAAUAGUUAAUUCAUCUUUAUCGAAAGAAAUGAAAACCAAUUUAGACAACUAUGAUAUGAUUAAAUUUCUUGGGAUUAAUAAAAGUUCUUCAGGGAUUCCAAGUGGAAUGGGUACAGACAUUGGCGAAGGAAAAUACGACAGGAGUUUUAUUAGAAUUAAGCAAUACUACAACUAUUAUUUAAUAAUGCAUCAACCUAUAUUUUUUAUAAUAAUAUCAACAAUAAUACCAAAAAAAGUACAUUCAUUUACAGGUUUAUCAAUAGAUUUCUCAUACGAAUUCAACUCCACUCCUCUUCAUAUGAUAUUAUUUUCAUCCUCAAUCAUUUUAUUACUUUUUUUUGCAUUCUUCAUACCACUAAAACUAUUUAUAAAUUGUUUCUUUUCACAUUUAUUUGAAAAGAAAAUAAAUACAAAUAGUUUAAUAACAAAGAAGAUAAAAAAAAAGAAAUUAGAUAAUAAUAAUAACAGUAUAAAUAAUAUAUUUGAUAAUAAUAGCAACAAUAAUAAUAGUAUCAAUAUUAACAACUAUCAAAAUUAUAACUAUAAUAAUAAUUUUAAUGAUAAUAGUAUAAAUUCAAAUUCAAUAGAUUUAAAAUAUUCAACAGGUGCAUUAAUUUUAAUAUAUAUCAUUAAAUUAUUCUACAACCCCAAUAUUUCCAAACUAUAUAACUCAUCAACUUCAGCGUCAAUAACAGGAGAUGUUUAUAAAGCAAAAUAUAGAUGGUGGGAUUUUAUAAUUAUUUUUAGAAAUUUAAUAAUUUCAUUUUUAGUGGUUUCAAUGGUAUAUUUACCUUAUUAUUACUUUUUAAUAAUAAUAACAAUACAGAGUGCAUAUACAUUACUUCAUUUCUCUUUUAAACCACAAAGAAAUACAAAGUUAUAUAAUUUCGAAAUCAUUUUAAAUAUCACCAAUCUUUUACUUUAUUUAAUUUUAAAUUCAACCUUAAUAUCAAAUAAUAAAUUAAAAGUUAAAAUAUGUAAAAAAUCUUUAAUCUUUAUUUAA